AUGCAUGAGAAUGGAGAGACAGAGACAAACACUGGGACUUGCCAAGAAAUAGAGAGCGACUCAAUUCAUGCUCAGGCCAUCAUCAACGGACUUAACAGAGAUGUUCUCUAUUGCUCCAACAUCACCAAUACUUAUGUCCAAUCCGGUUCUCUUUCACUGGCCACAAAAGCUUUUGAUCAAAUCACCGCAAAGAACCUUCAUUCAUGGAAUACCAUCAUCUCCGGUUACUCAAAAUACAGUAUCUUUGGUGAAGUUUUGAAGUUUUUCAGUCGCUUGCGAAACGAAGGCAUUGCAGUUGAUAGCUUCAACUUGGUCUUUGCCGUUAAAGCAAGUCAAAGGAUGUUGCUUUUGCAUAAUGGGAGAUUGCUUCAUUGCUUGGCCCUCAAAUCUAGGUUGGAAGGAGACCUGUUCAUUGUGCCUGCGCUUUUGGAGAUGUAUGUUGAGUUGGGUUCUCUGAAUGAUGCCCACAAGCUAUUUGAACGAUAUUCAUAUAGAAGCUCAGUUAUUUGGGGUUUUAUGAUAAAAGGGUUGUUUGAAGAAGCUAGUUAUCAUAAGGAUGUUGUUCUAUGGAGUGUUGUCAUUAAUGGUAGUGCCAAAAAAGGGAGAUAUUUGGAAGCUAUGUCCGUGUUCAAAAGGAUGCUAGAAAACUCAAUUACUCCAAAUCCAGUGACAUUGGCUGGCGCAAUUCUAGCUUGCUCUGGUGUGGGGUCUUUGAAACAAGGAAAAAGUGUGCAUGGCUUUGUGAUAAGAAACGGGGUUGACUAG
Abrus precatorius (Indian licorice) is the source of this 765-nucleotide messenger RNA. Its product is annotated as pentatricopeptide repeat-containing protein At1g06140, mitochondrial-like. The transcript has 3 exons. The record is from RefSeq and is a predicted model, not a curated record. Gene Ontology annotation, molecular function: RNA binding; protein binding. Gene Ontology annotation, biological process: RNA modification. The coding region runs from base 1 to 765 and encodes 254 amino acids. NCBI's taxonomy places the organism in Eukaryota, Viridiplantae, Streptophyta, Magnoliopsida, Fabales, Fabaceae.